AUGAGACCUCCUGGUGAAACUCCUCUGCCUGAGUCAUUCAAUGUCAAAGGGUAUACUCUUCCAGCGGUUGGGCUAGGUACAUUCCAAGCUGAGGCAGGCAACUAUAAGGUCAAAGACGCCGUGAUCAAGGCUCUGAUCAGCGGUUACCGGCACAUCGACACCGCCACUGCCUAUGGAAACGAGCAGCAAGUGGGAGAAGCCAUCAGGGAGUGUGGCGUACCUCGUGAUCAGCUCUUCAUCACCACCAAGCUGCCACAAACGUGCCAUGCUCCGGCGGACGUUGAGAAAGCCCUGGACCGCAGCUUGAGGUUGCUGCAAAUGGACUACGGUGACCAUUCAAUCACUGACCAUUGCUGCUGCGACAUCCAGUGGACCUUUCCAUAUGCCUACCGUGCGGGUCCUGAAAAUACUAUCAUGCGAUAUUCCGAUGGAAAGCCGGUCAUUGACCACGAACUAUCGAGGCAGUACCCUGCAACGUGGGCUGCCAUGGAACGGCUCGUCGACAAGGGCAAAGUGAGACUCAUAGGGGUGUCCAACUUCAAUACUCUCAAGAUCAACCGAUUGCUCCAGACGGCUCGAAUCCCGCCGGCCGUCAACCAGAUCGAGAUACAUCCGUAUUUACAACAAACCGAGCUUGUAGCCUUUUGCAAAGAGCGAGGGAUCCAUGUCAUGGCUCACCAGCCACUUGGAGGCAAGCCCGACGACGACGACGAUGACGAGGCUCGUCGUCCGCGGCCACUGUAUGAACCAGUGAUUGCAUUACUAUCCAUCAAAAACUAUCGAUCGCCAGCCCAGAUCAUGCUUGCCUGGCACUUGCAGCGGGGUAUAUCCGUGAUCCCCAGGACCGUCCGGAUGACACACAUCAUGGAUAACAUCAACUUGAAGAGUUUGACCAGCGAAGGUAUGGAAUCUAUCGCUGAGAUCGAGACUCAACGGGCCCCGAUUCGCUACUUGAACCCUCAAGACCAGGUCGGAUUCGACAUCUUCGAUGAGACCUGGGACGAGCCGGUGGAGAGACCGGGUCGCCGCCGAUGGCUCGAAUGAGGAGUGACUGGGGAUGCUGCUCGGU
Molecule: messenger RNA, 1069 nt
Organism: Aspergillus homomorphus CBS 101889
Lineage: Eukaryota; Fungi; Ascomycota; Eurotiomycetes; Eurotiales; Aspergillaceae
Product: aldo/keto reductase family protein
Exons: 8
Coding region: 1-1044 (347 amino acids)
Cellular component (GO): cytosol
Molecular function (GO): aldose reductase (NADPH) activity
Source: RefSeq, a predicted model, not a curated record